AUGGCUCCGACAUUGAAUGGGCAAUACCAUUGGGUGUCCAAAUUUGCGCCUCCAAGUGCUCAAAGAAUCCUGAGCUUCAUGACUGGCUGGCGUUGUGUGCUGGGAUGGCAAGUCAAUAUCGCCAGUGGCGGAUACCUCGUCGCGGUCCAAAUUCUGGGCAUAAUGAUCCUCAACGACCCUAGCUACGUCUUCGAGAGAUGGCACGGGACUUUCCUCAUCAUUGUAGCUGCCGCCGUUGCCAUCUCAUUCAACACUUUCUUUGCGAAGAGAUUGCCCUUGGUUGAAGGGCUGAUGCUGUUCAUCCACGUUUGUGGCUUCUUCGCCAUCCUUAUCCCACUCUGGGUCCUUGCUCCCAAGAAGAAACUCGCGAGACUUGUUUUCACUGAGUUCCAAAUUAAUGGUGGCUGGCCUAGCUUGGGGCUCUCUUGUCUGAUUGAAAUCACUGGUCUAGUGUACUCACUAACUGGACCUAAUUCGGCCAUGCAUAUGUAUAUCAGAGAUGCCUCGCCGGUGCUUCCCCUAGGAAUGAUGCGGACAGUCUUGCUCAUGCCAAGCGUCGAACCAGGCUGGGACGUCCUCCUCAACGCCAUCUCCGUCUCGUUCGUCUUAACCUGCCUACUCUCCUUCAUGAACAUUGGCGGCUCAGUCGUCUUCAACGCCAGUUUUUCCCUCACCGUGGCUGCUUUCCUCUCCUCCUACAUCACAUACAAUUUCUACAUCAUACUCAAACGUUGGAGAGGUAAAGCUCUCCGAAACCCGUCGGUGGAGCUUGGAAGGUAG
Messenger RNA from Letharia columbiana, 780 nucleotides. RefSeq lists its product as uncharacterized. The record is from RefSeq and is a predicted model, not a curated record. NCBI's taxonomy places the organism in Eukaryota, Fungi, Ascomycota, Lecanoromycetes, Lecanorales, Parmeliaceae. The coding region runs from base 1 to 780 and encodes 259 amino acids. The transcript has 3 exons.